AUGGCCCGAAGAAAGCAAGCUGAACAAGACUCUCCCGAAAUUGAGGGAGACACAUCGGCUCAAGAGGAGCAACCUCAAACUGAGUUGGACAUCCAUGCCGUGGAGAAGAUGGUCCACAUCGAGAACGAAGUACUGCAAAUCCGUCAAGAGAUGAUGGAUUACAAGAAAGAGUUGUCCAGGUUAAGAGAGCUCGAUGAAAUCAAGGAGAUGAUUAGAGCUUUGUCUUCUAAUCAAGAGACCAACCCAAGGUCUACACAAGGACCUCCUCCUCCUCCCCCUCCUAGACAGGAUAAGGGAAAAGGGGUGUUGGGCGGACAACCUAGUGCCGAUCCUACCCCUUGGCACAUGCAGGCCGGGCCGAGCCGGCCGCGUCCUACAUGGCAGGAUGAGCAUGUGGAAGAACUUCAAGGCCAUCACUAUGGGCCUAGUCGAGAUAAUGACGGAUAUAACGGCCACCAUGUAGACCACACGGUCAACAAUGGUGGGCAUAAUGGCCACAAUGGAGGACCCUACGGCCAUACUGGAGCGUACAACGGUCAACAAGGAGGAUACAAUGGCAACCACGGCGGACAACAACAUUCAUCCUCGGAUUACAUCAACCGAGAACCAUAUGGACCGCAAGCUAGUAGGUACGGACCUAGAUUCGCAGGGUCUCAAUGGGAACAUGAGAACUCGGGAAGAAGAUGGGCUGAUAGAGUAGACCGUGACCCUCCCAUUUGGGAACAAUCCAGAGAACGAGAGCCACCUAGAUGGGAUAACCAUUGGGAACCAAGGAAUGUACAGCGGAACCAGCCCAGGGCUCUCCAAGUACGUAUUGAAUUUCCAAGGUUCAAUGGUAAUGACCCGUUAGAUUGGAUCUUUCAAGUGGAAGAAUAUUUCACUUGCCAAAUGAUUCCUAGGGAAGAAUGGCUCCAAACAGCCACUCUUCAUUUUGAUGGAGAAGCCAGACGAUGGUUGAGAUGGCUUAAGAUGAAGGAACCCGUAGAGACUUGGGAAGAGUUUCGGGAAGCCCUUACAGUUAGAUUUGGGGAGUCCGCUUAUGUGGACUAUGACAUAGAGCUUCGCAACUUGAGGCAAACCUCUACCGUCCAGGAGUAUCAAGCUAGAUUUGAAAAUCUAGCAAGUAUGGUGGAUUGGACUCACAAGGCACUCAUAGCCGCCUUCGUGGGAGGUCUGAAAGAAGAAAUCCAGAUUGACGUUAGGGCUGAACCGAACACGGAGUUGAGGCAGUGCUUUGCCAAAGCACGCUCCAUUGAAGAUAGGCAACGCAAGAAGCAGGCCCUCUACAAGUCGUGGAGAAACGUUCCAGUUGCUCGUCCCCAACCAGCUCAACAACACAAGAUUCUCUCCGCGCCGUCAAGGAAGGAAGAACCUAAGCCAAUCUUCAGGUCGAGGGCUCCUCCACCCAUGACACGCGAAGAGCGAGAGGACAUGAUUAAAAACAAGAAGUGUUUUUGGUGCAAGGGAGAUUGGAGUCCUACUCAUCAGUGCAAGCACAUCAGGAUCUAUACCGUUUUGGAAGGAGAUAGUGAUGAAGAGGGAAAGGACCAGCCCCUAACUAUGGAAGAAGUUUUUGAGGCCGAAACGGAAGAAGAACCAACGGGAGAUGAGGGAGCGCCAGAAGCUGAAUGUCGGAUUUUGGACGACCCAGAGCGUCCGGAAUCUAUGAAGGUCUUAGGGCAUAUAGGAGAUCGGCAAGUGCUUGUCUUGCUCGACUCAGGAGCCACCCACAACUUCGUAGGUGACCACAUAGCUGGCCAACUAGGAUGCACCAUAGAGGACCAGCCACAGCUUAGGGUUUUAGUGGCCAACGGGGACAUACUUCCAUGUACCCGUAAGUGCACUAACGUAGAACUUACCUUGCAGAAGGUCCCGUUUAAGGUAGAUCUAUUGGUGGUCCCCAUCCCGAGUGUAGACGUCAUUCUUGGCGUUAAGUGGCUGAAGACCUUAGGCCGAGUCUGGUGGGACUUCUCUACCAUGGAAUUGUGCCUCCCUAAGGAGGAUGGCAAGGAAGGAGUAGUGCUUAAGGCCGUAGAACCUAGUCUAGGGCCGAGAGCAGCUUUGAGAGCCUUAGUGACUCAAAAGUCAGCGGCUUGGUUGAUGGCCAUCGCAGAAGAGCUAACUUCUAACCAGGAUCAGAAGGAGGAAAUACCCGGUCCAGUUCAAGAGGUGUUAAAGGAAUUUGAAGACAUCUUUGAGGAACCCAAAGGACUUCCACCUCAACGAACUUAUGAUCAUAGGAUCGUGCUAACCAACGGCACUGAACCCGUAAAUGUCCGCCCAUACAGAUAUGGGUAUGCCCAGAAAUCGGAGAUAGAGAAACUAGUCAAGGAGAUGCGAGAAAGCAACAUUAUUAGGCCUAGCUCGAGUCCCUUUUCUUCUCCAGUCCUUUUGGUUAAGAAAAAGGACAAUACCUGGAGAUUUUGUGUAGAUUACAGAGCUUUGAAUGAAGCAACUGUAAAAGAUAGGCACCCAAUUCCUGUGAUAGACGAGUUGCUAGAUGAAUUGUCAGGAGCGCGUGUCUUUUCGAAGUUAGAUCUCAGGUCGGGAUAUCAUCAAAUUAGAAUGUACGAGGAAGACAUCUCGAAGACGGCAUUCAGAACCCAUGACGGGCAUUAUGAGUUCUUGGUUAUGCCUUUCGGGCUGACCAAUGCACCGGCGACUUUUCAAAGGUGUAUGAACGACGUGUUUCGGGAAUUUCUUCGAGAUUUCGUUCUGGUAUUUUUUGAUGACAUCCUAGUGUAUAGUCAGAGCAUGGAGCAACACGCCAAGCAUCUUCGCAUCGUCUUGAAGGUUUUAAGAGAACAUACCCUGUUCGCUAAGAUGUCCAAGUGUAGCUUUGGACAGACAUCUAUUGGGUAUCUUGGGCAUAUUGUGUCCUAUGAAGGCGUCAGGGCAGAUCCAGAGAAGCUCCAAGCUAUGGAGCAGUGGCCGUUGCCAAAGGACCCUCGAGGAAUGAGAGGAUUUUUGGGACUUACUGGUUAUUACCGUCGGUUUAUCAAGGGAUAUGGAUUGAUAGCUUCUCCUCUCACUCACAUGUUGAAGAAAGGAGAGUUCACCUGGACGGACAAAGCUAGAGAAGCUUUUGUGAAGCUAAAGGCGGCGAUGAUGAGCGCACCAGUUUUGGCUCUACCAGAUUUCGCCAAGGACUUUGUCAUGGAAACGGAUGCUAGUGAUGUGGGCAUUGGGGCAGUGCUGAGUCAAGAAGGGCAUCCUAUAGCCUUCAUGUCCAAGGCCCUGACCAGCAGGGCCAAACCUUUGUCCACAUACGAGAAGGAAUUAUUGGCAAUUGUCAUGGCAGUGGACAAAUGGAGACCAUAUCUGAUAGGGAGACGAUUUGUGGUUAGGACUGACCACAGCAGCUUGAGAUACAUGGUUAAACAGCGCGUCUCUACCCCGACACAACAAAGAUGGUUAGCCAAACUUCUUGGCUAUGAUUUUACUAUUGAGUAUAAGAAGGGGACUGAGAACUCUGCAGCAGACUCCCUAUCUCGCAUGCCAGAGCAACUGAAGACUCUCUCGGUGAUAAGCACAGACCUAUGGGAGAGAAUAAUUGAAGAGCAAAAUCAAGAUUCAAAUUUGAGGCUACUCAAACAGACCAUUCGCCAGAAUCCAGGAUCCAUCCCCAACUACACUCUUAAGGGAGAAAUGCUUUGCAAGAAAAAAAGGGCGUUGGUCCCCAAGGAUUCCGAUCUUAAGCAAGAACUACUUAAGCAUUUUCAUAAUUCUAGUGCUGCGGGUCACGAGGGAGUGGCCAAGACCAUGGGAAGGAUUAAAGCUCAAUUUUGGUGGGAUGGCAUGAAGUCGGAAGUGAGGGGUUAUGUGAAGGCAUGCCCCGUAUGCCAAAGGGAAAAAUACGAGGCGACCAAACCUCCAGGGCAUCUGAACCCUCUUCCUAUUCCUGAUAAGCCUUGGGAAGAUGUGUCGAUGGACUUUAUAGAUGCGAUGCCCAGAUCCGAGGGGAAGGAAGCAGUUUUGGUGGUGGUAGAUAGAUUGACGAAGUAUAGUCAUUUCGUGGCUCUACCUAAGAACUACACGGACCAAUGGUAG
Messenger RNA from Nymphaea colorata (pocket water lily), 4050 nucleotides. RefSeq lists its product as uncharacterized. The transcript has a single exon. Gene Ontology annotation, molecular function: aspartic-type endopeptidase activity; nucleic acid binding. The record is from RefSeq and is a predicted model, not a curated record. Gene Ontology annotation, biological process: proteolysis. Lineage: Eukaryota; Viridiplantae; Streptophyta; Magnoliopsida; Nymphaeales; Nymphaeaceae. Bases 1 to 4050 code for a protein of 1349 amino acids.